UUGGUGAUUGGAUGGAGCCAUGGCUCUACUCUCACGUCUUUUCUGCUUGUUCAAAUAGCCACACUAUCCCCUAUUCUCUUUCUGCAAAUCUCCCAUUUCUUUAAUUCUUGGUUUCCAGUCUCCGGCUAAGCCGCCAUUGAUAACUCUCCCAAAACUCAAGAUGCAUUCUUCUUCUUUCUCUCUUUUCAUUUCCUUCACCCUUUUCUUCUUCCUGUUUUCCACUUCCAUUCUCCAUGCCAACUCUUCUGAUCUUGACGUGCUGCUGAAGCUUAAGGCUUCCAUGGUCAAGCCGCGGAGCUCCGGGCUGAGUGAUUGGCGCGACGUCGGCAACGCCACCUCCGCCGCCGCGCAUUGCUUUUUCUCCGGGGUGAAGUGUGACGGGGAUUCGCGGGUCGUUGAUAUAAAUAUUUCUGGUGUUCCGCUCUUCGGCACGCUCCCGCCGGAGAUUGGACUGUUGGAUCGGCUUGUUAGCUUGACUCUCGCCGGCGACUACCUCACAGGGGAGCUGCCGCCGGAGAUGGGGAAGCUCGCGGCGGUGAAAGUUAUUGUUCUGGCGAAUAAUAAUUUUUCGGGUGACUUCCCCGGGGAGAUCUUGGCUGGGUUGACAGAGCUUGAGGUGUUUGACGUUUACAACAAUAACUUCACCGGUAACCUCCCGGUGGAGUUCGCGAAGAUGAAGAAACUGAGGAACCUUAUUCUCGGUGGGAAUUACUUCGCCGGAGAAAUCCCGGCGGCGUACUCUGAGAUCACUAGUUUGCAGAUUUUGCACUUACAGGGAAACUCACUCACCGGUGUUAUACCUCCAAGCCUGUCUAACCUCCCCAACCUUGAGGAACUAAAGCUAGGCUAUUUCAACACAUAUCACGGCGGCGUUCCGCCGGAGUUCGGCUCGUUCGCCACUCUCCGCCUUCUCGAUCUCGGCGGCUGUAACCUCACCGGCACCAUUCCGCCGAGCCUCGGGAAUUUGAAACGGCUGCAUAAUCUAUACCUGCAAAUGAACAGUCUCACCGGUCAUAUUCCGACGGAGCUGGGGAAUAUGGAGAGUUUAAAGUCUCUGGAUAUUUCGUAUAACAAUAUGACCGGAGAAAUUCCUGAAAGUUUCUCUCAGUUGAAAUUUCUGACGCUCUUAAAUCUGUUCAAUAACAAAUUCCACGGUGCAAUCCCGGCGUUAAUCGGCGACCUUCCAAACCUAGAAACGUUACAGGUUUGGGGUAACAACUUCACGUUCGAAUUGCCCGAAAAUCUCGGGCGUAACGGCCGGUUACUGUAUCUGGACGUAUCGUCUAACCGCUUCACCGGUACGAUUCCGAAACACAUGUGCGCCGGCGGGAGGUUGAAGACGUUGAUUCUCAUGGAGAAUUUCUUCUUCGGUCCGAUUCCUGAAGAGCUCGGCGAGUGCAAAUCAUUGAAUAGUGUUCGCGUUAUGAAGAAUUCUCUGAACGGAACGGUUCCUCCCGGGUUCUUCAAUCUGCCGCGGCUCGAUAUGCUUGAGCUGAAUAACAACUUAUUCUCCGGCGAUCUUCCGGCGGAGAUUUCUGCCAGGAAUUUAACGAUUCUCGCUCUUUCAAACAAUAUGAUCGCCGGGGAGAUCCCUCCGGCCAUCGGGGAAUUAGAGAGUCUCGUGAAGUUGUCACUUGCCGCCAACAACUUCGUCGGAGAAAUCCCUAAUGAAAUUUCGAAGUUACAGAAGCUCGUGACGAUUGAUUUGAGCGGCAACGGUUUAAAAGGCGAGAUUCCGGGUCCAAUAUCGCAGUGCACCGAGCUGAACUCCAUUGAUUUCAGCGGGAACAAUCUCACCGGUGAAAUUCCAAAUGAAAUCUCAGAGCUUCACAUAUUGAACGCACUCAACUUAUCCGGCAACGCGCUUUCAGGCGCAAUUCCAGCUGAACUAGGGCUAAUGAAUAGCUUAAGCGACUUGGAUCUUUCCGACAAUGAUUUCUCCGGCCGGAGACCCGCCAACGGGCAGCUAAGGAUCUUCGGCGAUCGGUCUUUCACCGGAAAUCCAAGCCUCUGUUCACCUCACGCCCGAUAUUGUCCUUCAGCUUCAUCUUCCUCCGCCGCCGGCGAUAACCAUUCCCAUGUUUCCACCCCGGCGAAGAUAUUGAUCACGAUAAUAAUCCUGGUCACGGUUGCACUGCUGUUGGCUGUCACGUGCGUGAUAACCCGGAAACAAUCAAAAGCGUGGAAACUCACGGCGUUCCAGAGACGCGACUUCAGAGUAGACGACGAUCCAGACUGCUUAAAGGAGGAGAACAUCAUCGACAAAAAGGCGCCGGGAUUUUCCACCGGAGAUCCAUGCCCAACGAAAAUUAAUAAUUAGUAAUUCAUUCCAGAUCAAAUGCUCUCGGAAUAAGGGAAAACAUGCACCAAAAAAA
Molecule: messenger RNA, 2375 nt
Organism: Ipomoea nil (Japanese morning glory)
Lineage: Eukaryota; Viridiplantae; Streptophyta; Magnoliopsida; Solanales; Convolvulaceae
Product: receptor protein kinase CLAVATA1-like
Exons: 2
Coding region: 161-2320 (719 amino acids)
Molecular function (GO): protein binding
Source: RefSeq, a predicted model, not a curated record